AUGGCCGAAGGCCUCUACGACUUGACGCCGACAGGGCGAGUCCGAAGGCCUGAUAUUGCCCUAUUCUGCAAGUGGAUAGUCGAGGCAUGGAAGGCCAUUCCAGGUGAGAUGGUGCGGAAAAGUUUCAAAAAAUGCUGCAUCACAAACAACAUGGAUGGAACCGAAGAUGACCUUGUGCAUAACAGUGAGGACUGCGGCUCAAGUGAUAGCUCCAGCGAGAGCAGUGACAGUGAACUUGAUGCAGUUGCGCUGGAUGCUGAGCUUCAAGAGAAGCCUCUGGCUGACCUUAAACGGUUGGCAACCAUGUUGCACACUGGCUGUGAGCAGGCCAUGAAGGAGAACCAGGCAUCUGCUGCAAACACCGACACUCCAGAUGCCAACAACGGAGGUGCACCGGGGCGACGGAGACACCAGCGCACAACCUUCAAGCUGUCUGGCGUGUCGGUGAACGCCAAGUCGGUGCUAGCCAGCUACCAAGAGCUCAGUGUGCUAGACUCUAUGCUACCAGUGAGUGCGGAAGAGCGAAGGCACUGGACAAUAGAUUUGCCCACCAAGGAUGCCCACUUCGACACACCGUGGUCCGUGGCUGAGGAUUCUGCUCUGCUCAGGGGCAUCUACGAGCACGGCAUGGGCAGCUGGGAGUCCAUUAAGAUGGACCCCAACUUGGGUCUCACUAACAAGAUCCUUCCGGACGGUGAGGAGCUGAAGCCUCAGUGUAAGCACCUGCAGAGCCGUGCCGACUACCUUCUCAAGCUGUUGCGCAGGGUGCAUGCUCGGCAGAUGGCACUGAAGGAGGGAAAGGAAAAGCCAAAGCGAAACCGAAAAGCCCGUCCAGAAAAGGUCCAUCUCAGCAAAGCUAUUGUUGACAAUGAUGACAGCAAUGACAGUGACACUGCUAUGUCUUCCAAAUCACGCAAAUUCAAAGUAAAGACAGAAGAUGACAGCCACCAAAACAAUGCUCUAGCAGUUAUUGAUGGUGUGGCCAAGGGUCUCAACAUCAGCCCCAGUGUGUCUGUGCCCGAUUCCAAGCUUGGUGCCGACGGUGGAGGUCCAAAAGCAAAGCGAAAAAAGAAGGAAAAGGAUAAGGACAAGGUCAAGGAUGGCAAGGACAAGGACAAGGACAAAAAGAAGAAGAAGAAGGUUGGUCCACUGAGCCUACUCCACGAAGGUGCAGCGGAAGGUGCAAAGCCCAAGGUGAAGAAGGAGAUGCCCGCAAUGCACUAUACUGCCAAUGCUGCACCGCAAGUCAUAGAAGCCACUGGUGACCUGGACUUGCUGCUGUUCAAUGAGUGCAAGGAGAAGAUGCGGCCAGUGAAGCGGGCUCUCAAACAGCUGGACACGCCCGACGCCUCAAUGAAUGAUGACGAACAAGUAAACCACACCCGGCUCUGUCUGCUGAAAAUUGGUGAACACAUCAAUGAAUGCUGCAAUGAGUACUCGGACCCAGAAAAGGCAAAGCAAUGGCGUUCCCAUCUGUGGUCAUUUGUGGCCAAGUUCACAGAACUGGAUGCCAAGGCAUUGUUCCGACUGUAUCGGCAUGCACAAAAGAAAAAUGAAAGUGCCGAUAAAUCUGCUGAUCGCACCAAGGACACCGACAAGAAGGACCACGACAAGAGGCCAAGACUACAUGAUGAGGGGAGCCAGCCUGGCAGUACUCACAGCAGCAUUCAUGGAAGUGGGCACGGCAGCCAUCACGGCAACAGUGGACAGCACGGGAGCAGCAGUCAGCAUGGUUCCAGUCAGCACAGCGGCAGCCAGUAUGGCAGCAGUAGUCAGCAUGGCGGGCAACAUGGCAUCAAGAGGCACGCUGAGGACGACCACAAGAGGCCUAACAAGCGACCACACGACGACAAGCCACGGGACAAAAGAAAUGACGGCGGUGGCAGCAACAGUCACAGCAAAGGUGGUGGUGGCAGCAGUGGUGCAUAUCGUGACCGGGGUAGCAGCGGCUACCAGAAGGGCUCCAACAGCUACAACCACCCUCCCCACCGACCGUCAUCAUUCCAGCAGGGUCAAGAACGCUGGAACCACGAGAACCCUGCAUCCGGCUGGGAUAGGUAUAACAAUGAUUACAACAAGCAUGACCCAUACCGUCAUUACCAGGGAAAUCGUGUAGAUGAUCAGGCCUACAAACGAGACAAAGAUCCCAGGACACAACAUCCUGACAGAAGGUACCAUGGUGGAAGUGGAGGCAGCAACUUUGGGCCAUAUGGUAUACCACCAGUAGCAGCGGCAUCGGUACCUUACGCAGCUGGUUAUGGAGCAGUACCAGUGCCAACCGGCACUCUUCAACCACCGGGCGCAAUGCCUGAACACCACACAAGCCCUUUGGGCCCCUACAGCCCUUACCAAGGGCACGCAGACUCAUGGAGGCGGAAAGAACGUACCAACAGCGGAGGAAGUGGUGGCUACUCGCGACCCCCUGGUGGCGGUGGCCAUUUCGAUCGACCACCCGAUGCACCUAAGCACGUCUAGGUGGCAUUCUACAUGAGUCGUGGGCUUCUGUAAUGCAUCAACGUCGCACGCUGCCAGAAACUGCUGUCCUGUUUGGCAGCAAAGUGAGCUAAAGCCUUGACAGUCUUCUGGCCUCAUCAAGACAGCUUUCGUCAGUAGCCAGACUCCCACUGCAACACCUGGGAGUUGACCUCGGUUUUGGACUCUUGGAUCUCUCCGCAGCUUUGCUGGCUCAACAAAUUUACCUUAAGGGAUGUGUUCGGAAAGCAAGCCAGUGCAGCAUACACAGCUUGUGGGAAGGGGGGGGGGGGACCGUUUCUUCUAGGGCAGUACUGCUUGGACAUCUUGCAUCGAAUGCACGAGGUGCCAUGGUGUAAACUUCAGAUUGUGCAGCCAGUCUGGUCAUCAAUGCUGUGUUGUCACAAAGGUUAAACGUCUUUUGUACAUUUUUUUUCCUGUGUUUUCUCAGUACUGUGUUAACCCAUGCAUUUUCUUUUUUGACUGGCAGCCACUUAUUGCCUUUUCUAAUGCAUUCCAGCUUCUUGAAAUGAAUCUUGGCAGUCUGUGAUUCGCUGUGUGGCACUGGAGAGACACUGCCUGCAAGCAGCAGUGUUUGCCGUAAAAUUGCGGUUGGCAAAGUACUUCGCGAAGCCGUGCCACAUGUAGUUACUAUCAAGGAGGUCCGAGUCUCUUGGCGUGUAUUUCUCCAUUCAAGCUGCGGCCAUGGGACAGGAUCAAAGUUUACAGGAUGGAAUGAUUUUGUCGAUUUCCACCACUAUCCUUCUGCAUUUGGGCACACCUUUGUUGCUCCUUUUGUUGUUAAGGCCGCAUCCGCUGUGAUCGGCCGCCAAACAGGCCCAGGCCACAUUUUGUUCAGAGUUGGCUUUCCUGAGCAGUUCCUGUCGCAUAAAGCCGAGAGUUGUUGGGCAUAUGCCGUGUAGAUAGUUUAUAUUUCUUGUUCAGAGCUUUACACAGCAAACACGCGUUUAUUGCAAAAAUGCAUGCACAAGUCAUCAGUGGCCAAAGACGGUAUUGCUAAUCGCACAAGAAACGAGACACUUGGGUUGCACAUGUGCCACGGCGUCUCUGUG
This is a messenger RNA of Rhipicephalus sanguineus (brown dog tick), 3545 nucleotides long. Its product is annotated as chromodomain-helicase-DNA-binding protein 1-like. The record is from RefSeq and is a predicted model, not a curated record. Bases 1 to 2475 code for a protein of 824 amino acids. Lineage: Eukaryota; Metazoa; Arthropoda; Arachnida; Ixodida; Ixodidae. The transcript is spliced from 12 exons.